GGCGUAAUCUUGCUUCGUACCACCAUGUUGUCCAUAGCUAAUACGUCCAUUCGUGCUGGACGGCGGGCUGCCAUUGUUGUCGCUGGACAACGACAAGCUGCUCUCGCUGCUGUAAAGGCGAAGAAACCUGGUUCUGCUCGCUCAAUCCAAUCCGUAGCACAGACAGACAGAGAUACUAUUACUCGCCUUUUGUAUUCACUUGGUUCCAAGCGCGAGGUUGAACGACAUCUACGAAUAUUUUCUUCGUCUUCCCAUCCAUCGCAGCCUGCAAAGUUUGCAGUCAUCAAAAUCGGAGGGGCUGUCCUGGAGAACCUCGAAGAGCUUGCCCUCAGUCUAAGCUUCCUCUACCGGGUUGGACUCUAUCCUGUCGUGCUUCACGGUGCUGGCCCGCAGUUGAACCAACAGAUAGAAGAAGCCGGAGUUGUCCCAGACUACAUUGAUGGAAUUAGGGUGACCGAUACGAAAACUCUCCAGGUUGCGCGACGUGUUUUCUUGGAACAGAAUUUGAAGCUUGUUGGUGCUCUUGAGAGCUUGGGAACUCGUGCACGACCUAUAACAUCUGGCGUCUUUACGGCUGAUUACCUGGACAAAGAAAAGUACGGACUCGUCGGAAAAGUUACUAGGGUCGACAGAAGGCCCAUAGAAGCGUCCAUCCGAGCCGGGGCACUCCCCAUUCUCACCAGCUUAGCAGAAUCACCUGAUGGCCAAAUCCUUAAUGUCAAUGCAGAUAUCGCUGCAGGUGAAUUAGCUAAGGAGUUUGAGCCAAUGAAAAUCGUGUUCUUGAAUGACAAGGGUGGCUUAUUCCACGGUGUUACUGGCGAGAAGAUUAGUGUCAUCAACCUGGACGAGGAAUAUGACACCCUGAUGAAGGAGCCAUGGGUCAAAUACGGCACCAAACUCAAGCUUCGCGAAUUUAAAGAACUUCUCGACUACCUUCCGCGCACUUCAUCGGUCGCCGUUAUCUCCGCUGCUCACCUUCAGAAGGAACUUUUUACGGACGAUGGCGCCGGAACUCUGAUCAGACGUGGAUACAAACUCUUCAAGCAUAGGAGCAUCGAAGGAGUCGGUGCAGACCGUUUCCGUCAAGUAAUUCAUGAUCGUGACCCUGAAGUGCUCGCUGGCGAGCAGAGCGUUACUAGUGUGCUCAAUGAAAUCAACAAAACCCCGUUCACUAUCUACGGUGAUGAACCAUUGGACGUCGUGGCUACGGUUUCUCAUCCACCCGGUGAAACUCCCGUCAUGACUAAACUCCUUGCCUCUCGAAGCGGUAUUCUGAACAACGUCGUUGACAAUGUCUUUAACGCCAUAAAGAAAGACCACAGACGUCUGUUUUGGACUGCCCAAGUCGACGACGAAAACCGAUCAUGGCAUUUUGAGCGAGCUGACGGAAGCUUCACCCGCGCCGGAAAGAGCUUGUUCUGGUAUGGUGUUCAUGAUGUGUAUGAAGUGGAGAGGAUCAUCCGAGACUUCGAGGCUAAGGGUCGAAUCGAAAGGUCCUAUCUUCCUGUUGGUCCUUCUGCUCCGCCUCAUAAAGCUGCUGCUGGUACACGUCCAUUUUCCACGCUAGCCAGAUCCAAUGUUCCUGGUUCUACACGUGGGUACGCAACUUCCGCAACUUCUUCCGCUACCCCCGUAUCCACCAAAAUCAAACGUUUGGGUCUCAUUGGAGCUAGGGGAUUCACAGGACAAGCUCUGACAAGCUUGAUAUCCGAACAUCCCUAUCUCAAUCUUACCCACGUAUCAUCCCGGCAAAUGGCGGGGUAUCCUUUGGAUACCUAUACCAAGGCUUCCGUGCAGUAUAGUAACCUGUCUCCGGAAGAUGUUGAAAGAAUGGAGAAGCGGGGAGAGGUAGAUGCGUGGGUAAUGGCCCUGCCAAACGGUGCAUGCAAGCCUUUUGUUGAUGCCGUAGAUCGUGGAUCUAAGGAAAGAGUUACCGAAGGAAGUGUCGUCGUUGAUCUCAGUGCAGAUUAUCGGUUCGAGAGUGGCUGGACAUAUGGACUUCCUGAGCUGUACGGAAGGUCAGCGAUUCGGGCGUCCAAGAGAAUCUCGAACCCAGGUUGCUACGCCACUUCGACGCAGAUGCUUAUUGCGCCUUUACUCGACUACCUCAAGACCGGAGCAUGGCCCACUGUCUUUGGUUUGUCUGGAUAUAGUGGCGCAGGUACUGUCACAUCCAGUGAUCCCGAUGGCCGACCGAUCAGUCUUCCCAAGGUCACCCCCGAGACGUUGGCUGGCGGGAUACAACCCUAUGCUUUGACUGACCAUAUCCAUGAGCGGGAGGCCGGGCACCACCUGUCUAGUCUACUUAACAACUCCUCGAUGAAACUCGCGUUUAUUCCAGCCGUGACGCCGUGGUUCAGCGGAAUCAUUUCCACGUUGUCGAUGCCUCUUACCGAAAAACUUUCCGCCAAAGAGAUUAUCAGCCUUUACCAGAAGAGGUACGCGGGUGAGAAGCUUGUCUCCAUUAAAACGGCAGUCCCCACGCUUCCCGAUAUCGCGAAUAAACAUGGAUGGGUUGUUGGGGGCGUUCAAGUGCAUAGCGAAGGUGAACGUGUCGUCGUCAUCGGCGGCCUAGACAAUCUACUUAAGGGUGCUGCAACUCAAUGUCUACAGAAUCUUAACCUCGCACUUGGAUACGACGAAUAUGCGGGCAUUUCCAUUCCCAUACCAGCUUAGGCAUAUGAAAAUUAUUACUUAUGAUCUGUGUAUCCCACGAUAAAUCAUCUAAUAGA
Molecule: messenger RNA, 2732 nt
Organism: Marasmius oreades (fairy-ring Marasmius)
Lineage: Eukaryota; Fungi; Basidiomycota; Agaricomycetes; Agaricales; Marasmiaceae
Exons: 7
Coding region: 25-2676 (883 amino acids)
Biological process (GO): L-arginine biosynthetic process
Cellular component (GO): mitochondrial matrix; mitochondrion; cytoplasm
Molecular function (GO): NAD binding; acetylglutamate kinase activity; N-acetyl-gamma-glutamyl-phosphate reductase (NADP+) activity
Source: RefSeq, a predicted model, not a curated record